This is a messenger RNA of Mixia osmundae IAM 14324, 2060 nucleotides long. RefSeq lists its product as uncharacterized. The coding region runs from base 61 to 1758 and encodes 565 amino acids. The transcript has 4 exons. Lineage: Eukaryota; Fungi; Basidiomycota; Mixiomycetes; Mixiales; Mixiaceae. The record is from RefSeq and is a predicted model, not a curated record.
CCUGAGUGCCUGGUGCAUGCUGGCUUGCUUCCUGUCAGAAGGGGAGCAUAGCUGUUCUUGAUGGAAGCAGAGCCUGUUGCGAGUACAUCGAUCGCUGUCUUGCCGAGCUCGCCAGAGAAUGCGGUCAAUGCUAGACCAGUCCACACCAACGGUAAUGCACCCGCGCCGGCUCCUACGCUUGCUCCGGUAGCUUCGACCUCGUCUGGCAAAGUGGUCAUCGAUGUCGAUGCGCUCAGCCAAGCAAGCCCAAAGGUGCCUUGCCCUGCAGAUCGCUGGGAGACUGCCUACGUCUUUGCGUUCUUGGAUCGCUUCACGAGCUUGAAGGAGCACCCUUUGGCUGUUCAAUCUGCCAUGGAGCUCGAAGACGCCUUGCUCCUAGAGGGACCGCCAACGCUACUCAAGGACAUCAAUCCCAAUGUCGACUAUCAGCCAUCGCUCGAGAUGGUCAUGAAAGCACUCAUCGAGCUCCUAGACGCCAACAAGGUGAAAAAAUGGGAGGCUUACCUCCACGAAGUCAUCAGUGAUCGCUUGAAAGCCAAGGAUUGCUCGCUCUCCGAACUGUGGGACCACCAGAAUCGGUGUCGCAGCGGGUUCUGGAGUAUGUCUUGGGAAGAUAAAUUGACGCUCAUGCGCGUCCUUUGCGACCACGCCUUGACCACCAGCGAAAAGUGCAGGACCAUCAUCACUGAAAAGUACCACAUCGUCGCCAACGCAAAGGCAUAUCGCACUGCGAGUUCAAACUCGCUCGUACUCGAAAAGCUGGGCACAGACAAGCAGAGACGCUCCUGGUGGCAGCUCGAUGAUUCGCCAAGACUGUACGCGAUGGGCAGCCCUUACACCGCCAAGUCUGCGUGGACGCCCGUUUCGACAACGCCGGACGAACUUCGUCAAGCGGUCUCUGAGCUUGUUCCAGCAGACCAGAUCGGCCCGGAUGGUGCCACGAUUGGCAAGCCGGCAAAGUCGACACCCUUCACCAUCGCCAAGGGGGCUGCGAAAGGCGACAAACGCGCCGAGCUCGCUCGAGGACUAGCGGACAAAGUCUCUAAAGUCGUCCUUCCUCGGCUGACAGAGUAUGACGAACGCAUCCAAGCAGUUUACGCGAAGCGGUCCAAUACGCUCAGACGUGAAGUCAACAAGAGCAGGCAGCAAGAACGUGCAGAACAAGCUGCUGCUCUGGCAGCCGCUUCAGCUGCCGAUCGCUCUACGCGUCUCCGUUCACGCACUACUCGUGUCGACUAUGUCUACGACGAUCGUACGCAUGAGCGUCUGCCUGCCGUAAAGGGAAGCCGCAGUUCCAGGCGAACCAAUUACGUCGAAAGCUCGCCAGAGCCAGAGCUGCUUGGACGACGUUCCAAUCGAGGUCGAGGCAGCCGCGCUGACACUGCCAGCGAUGACUUUUCCGAGCGAGCUGGCAAUGAUAGCGAUGACAACGAGGAUGACUUUGAGGAUUACGAAGAGGAUGAUGAAGAUGGCGGUCGCAGGAGCAAGCGACCUCGCGUCGAGCCAACUCGCGUCAGCGGCCGAGUACAGCUUCGUGAAGCGAUGCUAGCUUCUGAGCUCGAUGCACGACCGCCGGCUCCUCGGGACGAUAUAGCUUCGGAAGAGAGCGAAGAGUCUCGAGAGCAUAUACCACGGAUACGUCUCGUUCGAAAGCAGAGCGAUCUCAGCCGAUCGGCUUCAGAACAUGCGACAUCCGAGCCGGCAUCAACUCGAGAAGCGUCUCGACAGAACUCGCCGGGCACCUCGGACACAGAGUAAUCCUUUAUGCAUUCGCUUUAUGCCCGAAUUUACUUGCGAUCCCGUGCUGACCUUUCAAUUUGCGUGCGCCUGACAUGAACACUCUCAUAUCUCACUCGUAAUGCCUUCUUACCUCCUCCCACAGAAAGUUCGCUUGUUAUCGCCCGCCCAAUCUCUAACUCAUCGCUACUUCCAGUCGAAAUCUGCGAAGCUCGCGAAAGCCUGGUGCCGCGCUCGAGUAGCCUCGCAACUUCGUCGACCGACAACGGUGGCAGCGCACCCGUGCACUCCACAGGCGCAAUCGGUAAAGGCUGCAAGGGCGG